AUGCGUUAUAUUGCAGCAUUUGAUGGUGUGAGCAUCGACGUUACUACUGCCAAUGCCGAUGUAAUGAAGAAUUUGCUGGCUGAAAGCACGACGAUGGGCACAAAAGCAAUCUUCAAUAUUGAACAAGAGAAAGCGCUGAUAAGCUACAUUCUCCAGGCCAGCGACAUCAACUAUGGAAUUAGUUUGAUGGAGCUUCGUAAGCUCGCGUAUGAAUUUGCUCGGAAAGUUGGCGCGUCVUAUCCGGAUCCAUGGAACGACAAUCAACAGGCGAAGCAAGUAAGCCAAAGCCGUGCGAAGCGAUUCAACAAAGAGAAUGUCGAUGCAUUCUUUGACAACCUUUCAUCCGUUCUCGGUAAGAUGCCGUUUGAACCUCACCGAAUAUGGAACAUGGAUGAAACCGGGUACCCGACCGUGCCAACCAGACCUGUCAAAACCAUCGCGCGCAAAGGACACAAGCAGGUCGGCUCAUUAACAUCUGCCGAAAAGGCACCAAUGUGUCUUUGGCUUUUUCCGUCAGCGCUAGUGGCCAGUCUAUACCGCCAUUCUUCCUCUUUCCCCGAGUCAACAUGA
Bactrocera latifrons is the source of this 570-nucleotide messenger RNA. RefSeq lists its product as uncharacterized. The coding region runs from base 1 to 570 and encodes 189 amino acids. Lineage: Eukaryota; Metazoa; Arthropoda; Insecta; Diptera; Tephritidae. The transcript is spliced from 3 exons. The record is from RefSeq and is a predicted model, not a curated record.